GCUGUGACAACCAUCACAAAGGCUGACGGGACCAAUACUUUUAAGCAGCAUCGUCGGACCCCAUCCUCCUCCAGCACGCUCACCUACUCCCCCCGAGAUGAGGACGAUGGCAUGGAAGCGGCGAAGCCAGCCUGUUGCUGAAUUGAAUAGAAGGAAGUCUCCGCACUUACGCAAAGAAAUUUGGCAGAAGUUAGAUAGCGAGCGCAACAACAAGUGCUGCUGCAGAGAUUAGAGAAAUGGCAGAAGAUGGGAGCUGUCUCGGGGGGAGAUUUGCAGAGCUUUCGGGGAAGGAUUAAUCCUGCCAGGCCUUUGCUUUGCGGGUGGGCACACCUCCGAUCAGCACCCCACGGCGCUCUGACUCCGCUAUCUCCGUCCGUUCGUUGCACUCCGAGUCCAACAUGUCCUUGCGCUCGACGUUCUCGCUCCAUGAGGAAGAGGAGGAGCCAGAGCCACUGGUGUUUGCUGAACAGCCGUCCGUGAAGCUGUGCUGCCAGCUGUGCUGCAGCGUGUUUAAGGAUCCGGUCAUCACAACCUGUGGGCACACGUUUUGUAGAAGAUGUGCCUUAACAUCUGAGAAGUGCCCCGUGGACAAUGCCAAACUGACCGUAGUGGUCAACAACAUCGCCGUGGCUGAGCAGAUCGGGGAGCUCUUCAUUCACUGCAAGUACGGCUGCCGGCCUGCAGCCAGCAGCAAGCCCGCCGCCUUCGAGGUGGACCCCCGUGGAUGUCCGUUUACAAUCAAACUGAGUGCCAGGAAAGACCAUGAAAGCAGCUGUGAUUACAGGCCCGUUCGCUGCCCCAACAACCCGAGCUGCCCGCCUCUCCUGAAAAUGAACCUGGAGGCCCAUCUGAAGGAGUGCGAGCACAUAAAGUGUCCCCACUCCAAGUACGGGUGUACGUUCAUAGGAAACCAAGACACGUACGAGACCCACUUGGAGACGUGCAAGUUUGAGGGUCUGAAGGAGUUUCUGCAGCAGACGGACGAUCGCUUCCAUGAGAUGCAGGUGGCAAUGGCCCAGAAGGACCAGGAGAUUGCCUUCCUGCGCUCCAUGCUGGGGAAGCUCUCGGAGAAGAUUGACCAGCUGGAGAAGAACCUGGAGCUCAAGUUCGAUGUGCUGGACGAGAACCAGAGCAAGCUGAGCGAGGACCUGAUGGAGUUCCGCAGGGAUGCCUCCAUGCUGAACGAUGAGCUCUCCCACAUUAAUGCUCGACUCAACAUGGGCAUCCUUGGAUCCUAUGACCCUCAGCAGAUCUUCAAGUGCAAGGGGACCUUCGUGGGACACCAGGGCCCUGUCUGGUGUUUGUGUGUUUACUCCAUAGGAGAUUUGCUCUUCAGUGGCUCUUCAGACAAAACCAUUAAGGUGUGGGAUACCUGUACCACGUACAAGUGCCAAAAGACCCUGGAGGGUCACGAUGGAAUUGUACUGGCUCUCUGCAUCCAGGGGAACAAGCUGUACAGCGGCUCUGCUGACUGCACCAUUAUCGUCUGGGACAUUCAAAACCUGCAGAAAGUGAACACGAUCCGAGCACACGACAAUCCUGUUUGCACUUUGGUCUCCUCGCACAACAUGCUGUUCAGCGGCUCCCUCAAAGCCAUUAAGGUCUGGGAUAUUGUGGGAACCGAGCUCAAGCUGAAGAAGGAGCUGACAGGUCUCAAUCACUGGGUGCGAGCGCUGGUGGCUUCUCAAAACUAUCUCUACAGCGGAUCGUACCAAACAAUCAAGAUCUGGGACAUCCGGAACUUGGAGUGUGUGCACGUGCUGCAGACGUCAGGAGGCAGCGUGUACUCCAUCGCUGUGACAAACCACCACAUUGUGUGUGGCACCUACGAGAACCUCAUCCACGUCUGGGACAUAGAGACAAAGGAACAGGUCCGCACGCUGACCGGCCACGUGGGCACGGUUUACGCCCUCGCAGUCAUCUCUACGCCGGAUCAAACCAAAGUCUUCAGUGCGUCGUAUGACCGGUCUCUCAGGGUGUGGAGCAUGGACAACAUGAUCUGCACUCAGACACUGCUGCGGCACCAGGGCAGUGUCACUGCCCUCGCAGUCUCCAGGGGCCGCCUCUUCUCCGGCGCUGUGGACAGCACUGUAAAGGUCUGGACGUGCUAGCGAGAGCGGCCGCACGAGUCCUGCACACUGAAAGAC
Messenger RNA from Oxyura jamaicensis (ruddy duck), 2147 nucleotides. RefSeq names its product TNF receptor associated factor 7 (gene TRAF7). The coding region runs from base 399 to 2111 and encodes 570 amino acids. Lineage: Eukaryota; Metazoa; Chordata; Aves; Anseriformes; Anatidae. Gene Ontology annotation, molecular function: protein binding; ubiquitin-like ligase-substrate adaptor activity; zinc ion binding. Gene Ontology annotation, cellular component: cytoplasm; nucleus; SCF ubiquitin ligase complex. The transcript has 20 exons. The record is from RefSeq and is a predicted model, not a curated record. Gene Ontology annotation, biological process: protein polyubiquitination; proteolysis; ribosomal large subunit assembly.